GCCGCUAGCCUUCUUGGUUUCUUUUAUUUUUUCGCGCGUAAAGAAGUUAAAACCCUAAAUUUUCUCUCUCUCCGCGCGCCACCAUCUGCCGCGAAAUUUGAAAUUGAUUUGUGCGGAUUUUGCGCAGUGGCCUGCGCAAUCAGGUAGCUGCAAUUAUCGCUUCACCGGAGCUUCGUGGUGGUUCAAUCUUUGACUCAGACAUGGCAGAUUUUGCAGAUUCGGAAAGUGGGUUGGAGCGAGUGGAAGAAAUCUGCAUGAGGAAGAGAAAGCUCGAAACCCGGCUGCGUGAAGAAGAAGAGGAGAGACUAAGGAGAGAAGCAGCUGAAUGGAGGGCAAAAUUAGGCGAGAUUACUGAAAGGCAGAGGCAAAGAGAGAGGGAACUGGAAGAAUUAGAAAGGCUGCGUGCAGAGGCUCUUUCGAGGAUGAGAAGAUCAACUGAGACUGCAGCAGCUGCUGCUUCACCAUCCUUUAGUAGAGAGGUGUGUGUGCCUAGGUUUCAGCAAUGGGCCGGGAACUGAAGACUCGUCUUAGAACCGAAUGCCUGACUAAGCGGGGACUGUUCCGAAGAAGCUGAUUUUAGUAGCUAACCUCGACGAGUUGUUGUAAGCCGUCAUCUCUACUUUUAAUUUUCUUUCUUUCCCUGAAGUGUUGUCUCACGGAAUAUUCUGAUUGUAACGUUGGAAAUUCAGAAUUUGAGAUAUCUAGUCUUUGUUUAGUGUGGGA
Messenger RNA from Pyrus x bretschneideri (Chinese white pear), 723 nucleotides. Its product is annotated as eukaryotic translation initiation factor 3 subunit A. The record is from RefSeq and is a predicted model, not a curated record. Bases 201 to 518 code for a protein of 105 amino acids. The transcript is spliced from 3 exons. NCBI's taxonomy places the organism in Eukaryota, Viridiplantae, Streptophyta, Magnoliopsida, Rosales, Rosaceae.